This is a messenger RNA of Colletotrichum higginsianum IMI 349063, 609 nucleotides long. RefSeq names its product GrpB domain protein. Lineage: Eukaryota; Fungi; Ascomycota; Sordariomycetes; Glomerellales; Glomerellaceae. The record is from RefSeq and is a predicted model, not a curated record. The transcript has a single exon. The coding region runs from base 1 to 609 and encodes 202 amino acids.
AUGUCUUGCUCCAUAGAAGACAUCCUCGAGCACUAUGAAUUCGACCCUUCAAUCAUUCAACGUAUCUCCACGCGCAAGUUCAAGCCUGCGUUAUCCAUUGAGCCACCAGACCCCGCGUGGCCGGCCCAAUUUGAGGAGAUCCGGACUCGCAUCAAUGACGCCCUCGGCCCAGUCGCUCUGGCCGUGACCCAUGUAGGCUCGACUUCAGUGCCGAACCUGCCGGCCAAGGCCGUCAUUGACGUCGAUGUCACCGUUUCAGAUCCCUCGGACGAAGACGCCUACGCGCCCGCGCUGGAGAAGGCGGGGUUCCAGUUCCUUGUUCGCGAGCCGGAGUGGCAUGAGCACCGCUUCUUCGCCAUGCACGAGCCGUACAACUGCAACUUACACGUUUUCAAGAAGGGGACCGCGGAGCUGGUGAGACAUGUGAUCAUGAAGGAGUGGCUUAUCGCCCAUGAUGACGACAGGGAGUUGUAUGCAAGGACCAAGAUGGAGGCUGCGCAAGUUAGCAAUUCACUUGGGGAAACUGUCAUGGAUUACAACCUGAGGAAGGAGAAGGUCAUUCGCGAGAUUCUUGAGCGGGCAUUCAAGGCAAAAGGGUACCUAAAGUGA